Molecule: messenger RNA, 2086 nt
Organism: Chlamydomonas reinhardtii
Lineage: Eukaryota; Viridiplantae; Chlorophyta; Chlorophyceae; Chlamydomonadales; Chlamydomonadaceae
Exons: 1
Coding region: 278-1489 (403 amino acids)
Biological process (GO): RNA polymerase II preinitiation complex assembly; DNA-templated transcription initiation
Cellular component (GO): SLIK (SAGA-like) complex; SAGA complex; transcription factor TFIID complex
Molecular function (GO): protein heterodimerization activity; DNA binding; TBP-class protein binding
Source: RefSeq, a predicted model, not a curated record
CUUCACAACAACAACAACAACAACAACAACAACAACAACAGAAGCAUAUGCAGUAAGGAACAUUCUCGCUGCAAAGGCCUGAAACACUGGCGCGCUUGUCUUUGAUUCAGAGCUCUUGCAAAAACGCGAUUUUUUGAGCGCUAUUCUGGACUUACUGCUUCGAAUACUUGCUCUGCUCGCCAGGCGGAUCACUCGGAGAGCUUGAGAGUGGGCCCCGGCCUUGGCCGGGACUCAGCAGAGCUGAGCCGCACCUAGCUAGGGCUAGCGAAGAGGCAUCAUGCAGCCGGGACCACCAAGCAGCAUGCAGCCGGGGCCACCGCCAAUGUCUAUGGCACCAGGGAUGGCACCAGGUAUGGCGCCAGGUGCGGCGCCUGGUAUGGCGCCGGGCGUCGCGCCGCAGGCAGGGCUACCAAUCCAGCCGCUUAAUAUGGCACCCGGCGUCUCGCACAGCAUGAUCCCGGGCAUGCCCCCCAGCAUGGCGCCAGGAGCGGCACCUCCGCGGCCGGCUGGCAUGGCGCUAGGCGUGGUUGCGCAGCCGGGACUGCCAGCACCUGGCAUGGCGCAAUACCAGCAAAUGCAGGCACAGCAGCAGGUCGGUGCCAAGCGCCCAGCGGAUGCCGUGGGGCCACCGGAUGCUAAGCGAAUGCGGCCUGGCGAGCCCGAGCCUGCUCCCGCACAAGCCCCCAGCGUAGCGGUGGCACAGCCGGCAGCAGCAGCGCCUGCACAGCCCACGUUGGCUGCGGCGCAGGUGUUCAACAUCAUUUCGCAGACGCUGGCGCACACGCAGGCCACGCAAGCAGCCGCAGCGGCGGCCGCGCAGGCGGCGCAGCGCCAACAGCAGCAGCAACAGCAGCAGCUGCUGCAGCGCCAGCGCGCGGCGGCGGCGGCCGCGGCGGGUGGGAGUGCGUUUUCGGUGGACCAUCCCGACGACGACCGCCGCCUGCUGCCCCGGCGUGGCAUGCGCAUGGCACUGCGCGCCGCCGGCCUCGAGAACCACGUGAUGGACCCCGCCACGGAGGCCGCGCUGGUGGAGUUCUACACCGAGUGGGUCAGCAACGCGGUGGCCCUGGGCUGCGAGGCAGCCAAGCGGCGCAAGAGCGGCGGCGUGCUCAAGGCGCGCGACAUCGCGCUGCACCUGGAGCGCAGCUGGAACCUGGCCAUCCCUGGGUUCGCCGGCGACGUGCUCAAGCCCUACCGCCGCGCGAACGCCUCGGAGCUGCACCGGCAGCGCGCGGCGGCGGUGCGGCGCACGGCGCAGGAACUGGACAAGGACGCGCAGCACCAUUAUCAGCAGCUGCAGCAGCAACAGCAGCAGCAACCGGCUUCUCCGCAGGGGCCGCCACAGCAGGCGCAGCAGCAGGCGUCGCCGCAGCAGGCACCGCAGCAGUUGAGCCAGGGAGGCGGCGCGGGCGGUGGUAUGGCCGGGAUGGCGCCGGGGUCCGCGGCGGGAAACCACCUGAUGGCAGCCGCGGCAGUGGCGCUAACGUAGUCAGGAGUGUGCGUGCAUGUGUAGACCGUAGAUGUUUGCGGGCGCAAGGGUGUGAGAUGGGACAGUGUUAAGGCAGGCUGGUGAAGCCCAGUAGGGUGCAGUGAGCGCAAGGGUGCAAGUGCGUGACACUUCCAAUGGAAUGCGGAAAAGGGUUAGCGAAGUGCUUUCGAUAGGGUUAGGUGCACCGUUGCAUGAUGAUAUUGGAGGCGCCCCCAUCAGGUGCUGGGUGGUGCCCGGCCUGCUUGCGGGGUGGCGAUGCGGAACAUCUUGCAAGGGACUGUGACCGCACCGCACCUCUCAUAGACCUUGGACUUCACAGCCCACAGGCAGUGGUGCAGGUCUUUAUGCCGUGCCAACCAUUACAGGCGCUUGGUCUGGUCUGGUAUCUACUUAAUGACGGUCCCAUGUUGCAAUCCGGCAACGCGCUAAGCUAGUGGUGUUUCCGCUUCGUGUACGUUGAUCCUGUGCAUAUCUUGCAAUCAUUGGCCGGGACUCUCUCUACAGCUGCAAAUGAACCUCGGCUAUCUCACCCUACAAUCCCGGGCAUUCAGGCGGUCAAAAGAUGCCUUCCCAAUCAACCCAGACGAGUGUUCUGUU